Messenger RNA from Macrosteles quadrilineatus (aster leafhopper), 759 nucleotides. RefSeq lists its product as uncharacterized. Lineage: Eukaryota; Metazoa; Arthropoda; Insecta; Hemiptera; Cicadellidae. The record is from RefSeq and is a predicted model, not a curated record. Bases 50 to 607 code for a protein of 185 amino acids. The transcript is spliced from 5 exons.
UCUCUUAGUUUUAUUCCUCCUUGGACUGUCUCAGGCAAUCAAACAAUGUAUGAAGGUCGACACUAUUGAUGAAAGCCCAACGUUUUUCAACUGCCAUCAACCCAUUUUUCUGAAUCUGUUGCCCAAAACUUCCGAGAACGUCCUUAUAGACAACAUCUGUAUAACGUACUUUCCACUUCCAGACGAGCCAAAUGCUAAUACACUUUAUGUGUCGAGGGUAUUCUGUGACGGUUCCAAUGACGUUACCACAUAUGUACAGGGACCGGUUUCGAAAGGGGUGAACCGGAAAGCAAAUCCAUUCCAGAUAGUGCAAGAUCACAUUGUUGCAUAUGCAGGCUGUGACACAAAUGUUGUAUAUCGUUGCUCAGCGUUUGGAGAGCCGUUUGAUCCAUAUGUGUUCGGUGCCUCCUCUAACUGCGCCCCCCUCGGUCUCUCAUGCCUGAGGAAGAUCGAGGAGAUUAUCAAGGACAAGAACCUACCUGACCAGGACUUCUACGUUUUGCCCAUGAAGCUACCAAACCGUUGUGUCACACAACAGCUGUGUUCACUGCCGCCAAACCCUUUCUACAACAAGCUCGGGCCUUAUGGCGGAGCGUAUCUCGCUUAGAAGUGUUUUGAAGGAAAAUUUAAUUUAGCCUGUUUAUAUUCCAAGAGAUGGAUUUGUGCAACAAACCUCCACCAGUACUGUCCCGUGGUCAAGAACAUGAUCAAUUCCAAGUCAAAGUCCGACAGUCUACUUUGGGUACUUAUGUGUUAUAU